This is a messenger RNA of Momordica charantia (bitter melon), 1869 nucleotides long. RefSeq names its product homeobox-leucine zipper protein ATHB-5. Gene Ontology annotation, molecular function: sequence-specific DNA binding; DNA-binding transcription factor activity, RNA polymerase II-specific. The record is from RefSeq and is a predicted model, not a curated record. Gene Ontology annotation, biological process: positive regulation of DNA-templated transcription. Lineage: Eukaryota; Viridiplantae; Streptophyta; Magnoliopsida; Cucurbitales; Cucurbitaceae. Gene Ontology annotation, cellular component: nucleus.
AAUCGUGAUCGAGCUCACUCUCCCCUUCUUCUUCUUCUUCUUCUUCUUCAAAAUUUCCCGAUCCUCUCCUCUGUUUUUCCACCACCGCUACACUCUACAUCUCACUCCAGCUCAAAAAUGCUGUAGAGAGAGAAAUAAGAGAGAGAGAAGACAGAGUUCUUGGGCAAUCCUCUGCUUCUACUUCUUCUUCUUCUUCUUCUUCUGGUGGCUGGGUUUUGGAGCUUUGCUUUCCAUUUGCGAGGCUCCGUGUUUGAAUUGGGGUUUGUUUUCUUUUCGUUUUUGAUGGGUUCGGAGAGGGAAGGAGGAUCGAAAAUAGAGAAAGAUCCAGGGGAAACAGGGGAAGGAAAUGGGAGUUUGAACAGAGUCGGUCUUGUUUCCGAUAUGGAACGUCCUCUGCUUCUGCCUUCGCAUCUGAAACUUUCUACUUUUAAUGAUCGUUUGAGCUCCUAAAAGUUUCUUUCUGUGUGUACGCUUCGAACGAACAAGUAAAGAAAUUUGAAGGUUUUACAGGGUUGUUUAAUUUGAAGGAGGAUCUCAUCCAAAUUUAGUUUCUUCGGUCAUGAAGAGACAUGGCAGCUCAGAUUCCUUGGGCGCUCUGAUGUCCGUCUGCCCUACUUCAGAGGAACAGAGUCCGAGAAACAACCAUGUGUACGGCAGGGAGUUUCAGUCGAUGUUACUGGAGGGCUUAGACGAGGAAGGCUCCAUCGAAGAACACUGUCAUGUGGGGGAGAAGAAAAGGAGGCUAAGCGUAGAUCAAGUGAAGGCCUUGGAGAAGACAUUCGAGAUCGAAAACAAGCUUGAACCAGAGAGGAAAGUGAAGCUCGCUCAAGAACUGGGCCUUCAGCCGAGGCAAGUUGCCGUUUGGUUCCAGAACCGCCGAGCCCGAUGGAAAACCAAGCAACUUGAGAGAGAUUAUGGCCUUCUCAAAGCCAAUUACGAAACUCUCAAACGUAGUUUCGAUACCCUUCAGCAAGACAAUGAUGCUCUGCACAAAGAGAUUAAGGAACUGAAAUCGAAGCUCGAGGAAGAGAAGACGGAGAGCAAUUUGUCAGUUAAGGAAGAGAUGUUCGUGUCGGAAUCGGACAAUUUACUAAUUGAACAGACCAAUAAUCAUCUUGCGAUGGAUCAUAUUUCUCUUCCGGUUGCUUCCGAUCAUUCCGAUGAGUUCAAUUACGAGGGCUUCAAAGCCGCCGCCGUGGCCGACGACGGCAACGAUCAGAGAGUUGAAGUGUCGUUGUUCCCUGAUUUUAAAGAUGGGUCAUCGGACAGCGACUCGAGCGCCAUAUUGAACGAAGACAACAGCCCAAACGGUGUCGUAUCUUCAGCUGGUGGGAUGCUCCAAAGCCACCCGCAAUUUCUGUCGUCUCCGUCGUCGUCUCUGAACUGCUUCCCGUUUCAGAAAGGUUAUAACAAUAGUAACAAUGCACAACAAUUUGUGAAAAUUGAAGAGCACAAUUUCUUCAGCGGAGAAGAGACCUGCAAUCUGUUCUCCGACGAGCAAGCCCCGUCUAUGCCCUGGUACUGCCCCGAUCAGUGGAACUAAAAAUAAUUCCGAUCACCGGAGUAUAAUCUAGUCUUGGGAUUUGUGCAUUGUGCAGAAUAAAGAGAGAAAAGACCGGUGGGGAUUGGUGGGGGAGGGAGCAGCUGCCGGCUCCGGCAAAAGGAAAAAAAACGUUGGAGAGAGAGAGAGAGAGAGAGAGAGAGAGAGAGAGAGAGAGAUUCACGUGGUUUUUACUGAGGAUUGAUGAAUAGUGAAUCGUCAUUGGAGUGAAGCUGUAAAAAAAAGAAAACUUCAGAUUUCUCCAUUGUUGGGUGAUUAGAAGAACAAAUGUUGUAAUGAACAAAUAAUAAUUCCCUUUCAUGCCUUAA